AUGUCUACGGUUCCGAGGAAGACCUGGUACAAAAUCCAAUGGUACUCGGAUGAUGAUACACCUGAAGAGCGCAAAUUUAUUCUCAAGCUAGACACAUUCUUGAUCCCAUAUUUGCUUGUCGCUUACUGGAUCAAACACAUUGAUCAGGCAAAUCUAAGCAAUGCCUACGUGGGUGGUAUGAAAGAAGAGCUUGGCUUUUAUGGUAAUGAGCUUGUGACUUUCAACACCUUGUUUAGCGUGGGGGUCGUGGUGGGCCAGAUCCCCUUUGUUUUUCUCUUUACGUAUCUUCCUAUGUACUGGAUCAUCCCGGGCAUGGAUAUUGCUUGGGGUGUGUUCACUCUCUUGCAGUAUCGUGCGCAGUCAUUCGGGGAAGUUGCCACCUAUCGCUUUUUCGUAGGCUUCUUUGAGGCUGGCUUCUUUCCAGCAGUGCACUAUGUUCUUGGUUCAUGGUACCGAGGCCACGAAAUUAAUCGACGAGGCGGGCUCUUCUAUUCUGGCUAUGGCUUGGGUUCCAUGACAUCUAGCCUCAUUGCUUCCGCUGCUUCAGCGCGGCUCGAGGGAGUUCACGGUAUGGCUGGUUGGCGAUGGCUAUACAUCAUAUGCUUUGCCAUGACUAUCCCCGUUGGCAUCUUGGGCUACUUUCUUAUCCCGGGAACCCUCGCAAAACCGAACAGAAUACUCCUCAACGAAGAGGAGCUCGAAAUCGCUAGAAAACGACUCGAGCGCGACGGCCACAAAGUUGGAGCCAAGCUCAAAUUCCAUCACAUUAAACAUACUGUUAAGACCCCACGGUUUUGGACGGUCGUCCUUAUCGACAUCCUUUGGAAGAGCGCCGGUGCCUAUAAGAAACAGGGAGCAUAUCUCCUUUGGAUCAAGAGCUUGAACCGGUAUAGCAAUGCUAGGGUCAAUGAGCUGGGCUCCAUCGCUCCAGGCCUGGGCAUAGCCUGGGCAUUGAUAGCUUGCUUCGCCUCUGAUCUCCUCAUCGGGCCAGUUUGGGCUAUUUCUUUCUCUUCCCUUUGGAACACAGUUUGUUGUCUUAUCUUGACCAUAUGGAACGUACCAGAAAGCGCCAAGUGGUUUGCAUUCACUACUUCCUUCUGGGCAAACGCCAUGUCAGCAGUCUUUCAUGGCUGGGUCAACGCUCUCCUUCGAGAUUCACCAGAAGAGCGAGCGUUUACACUAGUUACGAUCAACACGUUUGCGGAGGCUUUCAGUGGGUUUAUUCCGCUAGCAGUUUUCAAAACAGUUGAGUCACCUACCUUUCCUAAGGGGUAUCCGUUCUGUCUAGCAUGCGCGAUUGGGGUGAUCAUCUUUACACUUGCACUGAACUGGUAUGAGAAGCAAACUACUAAGGAGAGAUCGCCGAUCGAGGAAAGUGGGAGCAACAUUGAAACUGGAAGUGAACGGGACGGAGAGCAGGUUGCUGUCAGUAUCAACCCCAAGAAGUAA
Clonostachys byssicola is the source of this 1449-nucleotide messenger RNA. Lineage: Eukaryota; Fungi; Ascomycota; Sordariomycetes; Hypocreales; Bionectriaceae. The record is from the annotation of a GenBank genome assembly.